UGAGCUUCACAUAUGUACAGGUCUGAGUGUGUAUAUGCUGUGAAGAGAUUGCUUGGCAAUUUUGAUAUGCUCUAAAUGAUUAACCCAUUUUGAGCAGUUCUUAAAAUUGGUGUUUGAUUCUUAAGAUCUUUAUCAUCAGUGGUUUUAAUGGAAGCAAGAGGUGCUGGAUCACACAAUAGAAAUCAGUUGGUUCGGAUUCGCCAUGAUUCUGAUUCUGGGCCCAAGCCCCUAAAGGAUUUGAAUGGCAAGCUCUGUCAGAUCUGCGGCGAUGAUGUCGGGCUUUCAGCUGCAGGUGAUCCGUUUGUUGCCUGUAAUGAGUGUGCCUUUCCAGUUUGCAGGCCUUGCUAUGAGUAUGAGAGGCGAGAAGGAAAUCAGUCUUGCCCUCAGUGCAAGACUAGGUAUAAGAGACUGAAAGGUUGUCCAAGAGUUGAUGGUGACGAAGACGAGGAUGAUGUUGAUGACUUGGAUAAUGAGUUUAAUUGAAUUCUAAUUUUAUUCUUCAACUCCAAGACAUGUCAAUUGAUUUUUUCC
Molecule: messenger RNA, 531 nt
Organism: Daucus carota subsp. sativus
Lineage: Eukaryota; Viridiplantae; Streptophyta; Magnoliopsida; Apiales; Apiaceae
Product: cellulose synthase A catalytic subunit 1 [UDP-forming]
Exons: 3
Coding region: 148-483 (111 amino acids)
Source: RefSeq, a predicted model, not a curated record